AUGUCUGAAAUCGCUACCCCGUGUACCCCCAUACCCGAAUCCGCAAUGCGCCACGGCGAUGCGACACCCCUAUCGAGUCCUGGCGGUUCUAAAGAAGCCAACAACCUCACCAAACUCGGUUCUCCUGUCCGUGCGACCAGUACAAUGACUCCUCCGCCUUCCACUCAAUUGCCGAGGUCUGCCACCAAAUCGGCGCAGGCUAAGUUUCUCAGCAGAAGAGAGCAUUCGCUGGCUUCACCUCCUGCAACACUGAAAACUGGCCCACCUUUGACAUCCCAUGGCCUGUUUGGAGAGGUCCCCACUUUGGAAAAUGUCGAGAAAAUGGAUGAAGCACAUUUGCGGACUCUUGUCUCUGAACUACUCCCGGCAUUGGGCGAAGCUCGCGUGACUGCCGCUCACUCAAAGCUCCAACAUAGCUUGCUAAGCAUAGAGACCGAAGAGUCGGCUAAGCGUGCUGAAGUCGAGCAUGAAGCUACACGAAGGGAGGUUCAAGUACUUCAAGAAGGAAGUCCAGUCCACCGUCACAGCUUCAGCCCUCGAUCCCCGCAAGCCUCCAUGCAACGUAGCCUCCAUCUUGCUUUGGCGCACUGUCGUGAGCUGCAACAAGAAAACUCGAUAUUCGACAAACGUCUUAGAGCUUCGAAGAAGAUGAUCGCUCGGCUGGAUGGACAAAACACCGAUCUUAAAGAGCAUAUUCAGCUUCUACGCCAACGCAUCAAAGAUAAUCGGGAUCACUUGAACGAAUUGCAAUCCUCAGGCGCGAUCUCGAUCCACAGCACGCCGUUCAAUGAGUACAGCACCCCAUUGCCCAGGGGCACGCCCAGAACACCCGCCACCACUAGCAGAGCAGCUCGCGAUGUAAACCAAGCUGUCAGUAGCCAAGAUCCAUUCGACGCAUUGUUGUUUGCCGGGCAGGUUCUCAACGGCGAAGCCAGCAGCGUUCCGUCCACUCCGAACCAGCCCAGAUCAAGGAAGAUACAUGCACAGCACAUACGAGGUGCUCACUCCUUAUCCUCCUUACCUACUACGCCAAAUAGAUCAAGACCGAUGACUGCGGACAAUGUCCUCGUCACAUCAACCGAACGAUCUGGCCCGAAUCAUCGCGUCAGCUUUUCUGCUCCUGGUGCUCAACUUGCCUACCAGGGAGAGACUCGUGCAAAAGAGGACCGUGAUAGCACGAUAUCAGCUUCGGAAGACGAGGAGGUCGAAGAACUCCCGGGAUCCCAAGCUAGCCAAGUAGCAGCCAACAUGCUGCGCCGCUCCUUGGGAUCGCAGAAGGAUGUGGUUGCAGCCGCUGCUCAGGCACCAGACUCAGGAAAGUCGACGCAGGGAAAAUUGUUCGGUCAAGUCAAGAAGCCAGGUGUGGCAAGGAUGGAAAGUUCCACGAAGCGCGGCAACGAUGUGAACUCAUACGAUGAGAUUGUACGGAGCAGCAAGAAGUCCAGAACGGCUGAUUCCGCUUCAGAUAGAGUCGGAUUGGGUAUCAACAGCUGGCCGGUUCCAGGUCAAUAG
This is a messenger RNA of Letharia columbiana, 1512 nucleotides long. RefSeq lists its product as uncharacterized. NCBI's taxonomy places the organism in Eukaryota, Fungi, Ascomycota, Lecanoromycetes, Lecanorales, Parmeliaceae. The transcript has a single exon. Bases 1 to 1512 code for a protein of 503 amino acids. The record is from RefSeq and is a predicted model, not a curated record.